UGGGGCUUGACAGUUAAGGCACAUGUGGGACACUGAAUGAUGCAUUAAUUCAGUAUUAAUUGGGUGGCGAUAUGCCAUACACGUAACAGGCGUGACCGUAGCAAGGCGGAGAGAAGCGUAGCUGAAUUUGUUGAACUUUUGAUGCUGAAAGAGCCACAAAGAGAGCGUCCACCAGAGCAUCCGAGGAGCAGGAACCAAUAGAUCAACAUUAUCAAAUUGACAACAGAUAUUAUUGAAAAUGACAAAAUCAUACAUAAUCAGCGACCAGUUGUCGGUGGACGAGAACAAGGUGGAGCGUCUCAGUCGGCCGUCCAGCGUCCACGUCACCCAAGACCGGUGCGGCGUCGGCGUCCUGCAAUGCUGCGCCAACGUCAAAAUGUUCACGACCAACUUUGCACUCAUCAUGUUGACGCACAGCAUUAUAUACACCUAUCUCAGCUCUGUAAUCACAACCAUAGAGAAACGCUUCGGACUUAACAGCACGCAGACCGGUCUCUUGGCGAGCGUUUACGAAAUCGGUUCCAUCGUCAGUAUAAUAGUGGGGACUUAUUUAUUAAGCCGCGUCCAUGUGCCAAGGUACAUCUCCAUUGCAACGGUUAUUGCCGCCAUUGGUGCCCUGGGGAUGGCAGUCCCCCAUUUUGCGUAUGGGUCGGGUGUGACAGAGUUUGUGGAUAAUAAUUCCACGCAGCAGACAACAUUCGCGCUGUGUGGGAACUCCUCCAAUAAGUCCAGCAUGGCGUUCUUGAUGUUCAUACUGUUCCAGUUGUUAAACGCUCUAGGGUUUGCCCCUGCCUACCCUCUUGGGGUGACGUACAUAGAUGAAAAUGUGCCCAAUACCCAUACGGCGGCAUACUCGUCUAUCGUGUUUGGCGUGAACAUUAUUGGACCUGUGAUUGGGUUCGUCUUAGGGGCAGUAACACUUGCCUAUUAUGUAGACUUUUUGGAAGGAUUCAGCCUGCCCAGGUCGCAUCCUCAGUUUAUAGGAGCCUGGUGGUUAGGCUUUGUCAUCAUUGCUGGCUUGUCUUUACUCUCAGCACCCUCUAUGGCUUUGUUUCCCCGCCACAUGCCUAGCAGGAAGCACACUGACAAAGAAGAUGGAACGGCGAAAGAGAAAUCUUUCGCAAAACUAGUUAAAGAAUUUCCCCGCUCUGUCAAGCGACUGUUCACAACGCCGCCAUUUUUGUGUGUGACUCUUGGGAUAUGCUGUGAAUUGUGGAUGGUUGGAGGGUAUAUGAUAUUUCUACCAAAGUAUCUGGAGACGCAGUUCAAGGCACCGGCGUUCCUAGCCACUCUGAUAACAGCUUUUGUGGCAGCAGUUGCCAGCGUUCUUGGAAUCCUCCUUGGUGGGUUCCUGGGGUCAAAGUUCAAGUUUCACUCCCUCCAACAUGCCCGGAUGUUACUGUUUUGUAGCGUGCACAUUAAACAUUGCUUUAACUUAUUAUUAAAAUCUUGUAUCAUUUUUUGUACAGAAUUUCCCCGCUCUGUUAAGCGACUGUUCACAACUCCGCCAUUUUUGUGUGUGACUCUUGGGAUAUGCUGUGAAUUGUGGAUGGUUGGAGGGUAUAUGAUAUUUCUACCAAAGUAUCUGGAGACGCAGUUCAAGGCACCGGCGUUCCUAGCCACUCUGAUAACAGCUUUUGUGGCAGCAGUUGCCAGCGUUCUUGGAAUCCUCCUUGGUGGGUUCCUGGGGUCAAAGUUCAAGUUUCACUCCCUCCAACAUGCCCGGAUGUUACUGUUUUGUAGCGUGGUCAGCACGCUGUUGUUUGUGGCUCUCUUCUUCCUGGGCUGUCCCUCGCUGGACAUCAAGGGCCUGGAGGGCAACAACUCACUGUCAGCUUGCGGCACGACGUGCAACUGUGCCACGUCAGACUUCAGUUUGGUGUGCGGCGCCGACAACGCCACCUAUUUAUCUGCAUGCUACGCUGGUUGUGCUGCGGCAGAUAAGAAGGACGACAGUACAGUGUUUGAGGACUGCAGCUGCAUCUCUGGCACCAACCAGACGGCUGUCCUUGGCGGCUGUGACACAGGGUGUAAUAUGCUGUGGCAGUUCUCGGGGGUCGUGUUUAUGUUUGCCUUCAUUGCUGCUAUGAGUAGUCCGUCAGCUAUUGUUAUUACCCUUAGGUCAGUACCAAAGGAUUUCAGAGCAUUUGCUUAUGGAAUGAACGAGGCUAUUGAGGGCGUGCUGGGUACGCUGUAA
Molecule: messenger RNA, 2197 nt
Organism: Lingula anatina
Lineage: Eukaryota; Metazoa; Brachiopoda; Lingulata; Lingulida; Lingulidae
Product: solute carrier organic anion transporter family member 2A1-like
Biological process (GO): sodium-independent organic anion transport; transmembrane transport
Cellular component (GO): basolateral plasma membrane
Molecular function (GO): protein binding
Source: RefSeq, a predicted model, not a curated record